AUGGGAUAUAAUGGAUUUGGUCUUGAGCAUACAAUAGCACCACCAACAUAUAAACCGUUCAGAGAAUUAUCACAAAUUGAACAAAGUGAAAGAGGAGCACAGAUGAUGAUUGGCUUCAUGUCUUCUUGUCCCGGGAAAACCGUUGUGAGUGGUGUGACAGGGUUCAGCUUAGGUGGUGUACUAGGUCUAUUUAUGGCAUCAAUGGCAUAUGAUACGCCUUUACAUUCACCAUUGAGUGGUGUUGCGAGUGUUGGCAAAAUUGCUGAGAUACCGAUGACUCAACAAAUAAAAUUACAAUUCGCAGAUAUGGGGAAAAGAUCAUACUCUAGUGCAAAGAAUUUCGGUUAUAUGGGGCUGAUAUAUGCUGGUGUAGAAUGUGUAGUAGAAUCAGUUCGUGCAAAGAGUGAUAUAUAUAACGGACUUUGGGCUGGUUGUUUAACAGGUGGCGGAUUGGCUUAUAAGAAUGGACCUCAAGCGGCGUUAGUGGGGUGUGCUGGCUUUGCAGCAUUUUCUUUAGCAAUUGACACUUAUAUGAACAGUGAAAAUGGGAAACCAACAGAAAAUGAUUUUAAUGACUAA
Molecule: messenger RNA, 579 nt
Organism: Maudiozyma saulgeensis
Lineage: Eukaryota; Fungi; Ascomycota; Saccharomycetes; Saccharomycetales; Saccharomycetaceae
Source: the annotation of a GenBank genome assembly